ACACAAGAAAGAAAGAGGAUAACACAAAACCCCUUUCGUCUUCCAAUCCACCUCACAUACACAACAGCGAUAAUGGCGGUUUCUUCUGGGACCUUCUCCACCUUCCUCUGCAUCAAACCGGCACCGUUCCGCGUCGGACCGACUCCCUCUUCUCUCCGACUAGCCUCUCACCCGGCUCAACUGCGUGCGGUAACAUCUGCGACGGCGUCUUCGGAACCCACAGCAACCAACAAGAGAGUGCCACGCGGCAUCAUGAAGCCUCGACCAGUGUCUCCGGAGAUGCAGGACGUCGUCGGACUAUCUGAAAUCCCUCGCACUCAAGUUCUCAAGCGUAUUUGGGCUUACAUCAAAGAAAAUGACCUUCAAGACCCACAAAACAAGAGGGAAAUAUUGUGCGAUGAGAAGCUGAAGAAGAUAUUCGAAGGAAGAGAACGAGUCGGGUUCUUGGAGAUUGCAAAGCUCAUCGGUCCUCACUUCCUCUGAUGGAAAUUUCCUCAAAACAAUGUUUUCGGAUGGUAGCCUAUGUUUUGUUUAGCAGUUAGGGCCAUGAAAGGUUAAUGAAAGUUCGGGUAAGACUUAGCUUAAGAUUAGUAAAACUAGUGUUUAAAUAGUUUUUGCGAAGAAAGUACCUGAAAGGAGCUGUUUCUAUUGUGGCCUUCAAUGAAUGUUUUGUAGACUUCGCUUCCUAAUAUUUGCAUUCUCGUUUCCAUUUCAGA
Molecule: messenger RNA, 716 nt
Organism: Eutrema salsugineum
Lineage: Eukaryota; Viridiplantae; Streptophyta; Magnoliopsida; Brassicales; Brassicaceae
Product: upstream activation factor subunit UAF30
Exons: 2
Coding region: 73-483 (136 amino acids)
Cellular component (GO): nucleus
Source: RefSeq, a predicted model, not a curated record